AUGGCAGAGCAGAAGACGAAGAUUCUGAUCAUCGGAGGGACGGGGUACAUAGGGAAGUACAUAGUGGAAGCUAGCGCCAACGCCGGCCACCCUACCUACGCUCUCGUUCGCCGCUCCACUCUCACUAGCCCCACCAAAUCCAACACCAUCGACUCCUUCAACAAGCUCGGCGUCAAGCUCCUCAUCGGUGAUCUGAAUGAUCACGAGAAUCUGGUGAAGGCGAUUAAGCUGGUGGACGUCGUGAUCUCGACUGUCGGCCAGGACCAGCUGGCUGAUCAAAACAAGAUCAUCUCCGCCAUUAAAGAAGCUGGCAACAUUAAGCUCCUGCUGCAUUGUUCCCUCGCCGCCGCAUCAGAACCUCUUCGCAGCCUCCCUCCGGCAGCCGCCACCACCCUCUCCUUCCCAACUCUUAGAUUGCAGCCUCGCUUUCCUCUUUCGCUCAAUCGCCAAAUUCACCGUGCUUCCGCUUCGCAGCUCCCCGAUGAUGGUUCCUUUCUCUCGUCGACGGAGCUCGACGGUUUUGCUGAUAUCGCCGGCAAAUUGGCCGAUGCUUCCGGAGAAGUCAUCCGGAAGUACUUCCGCAAGAAAUUCGAAAUUCUCGACAAGGACGAUCUGAGUCCGGUGACGAUUGCCGAUAGAGCAGCUGAGGAAGCAAUGAUUUCGAUCCUAUUGCAGCACUUCCCUUCUCACGCAAUUUACGGGGAGGAGAAUGGUUGGCAGUGUAAGGAGGAGAAUUCUUCAGAUUUUGUGUGGGUUUUGGACCCAAUUGAUGGAACUAAAAGCUUCAUCACUGGGAAACCAUUAUUUGGAACGCUCAUUUCUCUGUUAUUCAAGGGUAAACCGAUACUAGGCAUAAUCGAUCAGCCCAUACUAAGAGAACGAUGGAUUGGGAUGUCUGGGAGGAGAACAACAUUGGACGGAGAAGAAAUUUCAACUCGCAGUUGCCUGCAAUUGUCACAAGCAUAUUUGUACACUACUAGUCCCCAUCUUUUCAGCGGGGAUGCUGUGGAGGCAUUUGCACGUGUUAGAGAUAAGGUGAAAGUGCCAUUGUACGGCUGUGACUGCUAUGCUUAUGCCCUUUUGGCAUCUGGAUACGUAGAUCUUGUCGUUGAAUCUGGUCUCAAGCCCUACGAUUUUCUCGCCCUGAUCCCUGUGAUAGAAGGUGCUGGCGGGAUCAUUACCGAUUGGAAAGGCUGUGAUCUCACUUGGGAGGCAUCUCAAGAUUCUAAAGCUCCAAGUUUCAAUGUUGUGGCUGCUGGAGACAGGCAAAUUCAUCAACAAGCUCUAGAUGCACUGCAAUGGCCCUGAAAAGUGCUAUUUGCAAUGAAACAAACUCUCAUUUCUCAACUGUAACAUUUAUUCACCUCGUUAACUUUAGCUAAACAAACCCUAGGUCAUUUUAGUAAGCUAUAGUAAUUUUCCAUGAAAUGUUAAUUUCAAACUGUAUGAUGUUGUUUCCUCCAGACGCCAACGGAGUGGGAGAUAUUAGAACAUGUACCGACGCCCAAGUGUUUGUUGUCAUGAUCAAUAAAGAUAAAAAUAUAAAAAUGAAAGUCAUC
Linum tenue is the source of this 1559-nucleotide messenger RNA. The record is from the annotation of a GenBank genome assembly. Lineage: Eukaryota; Viridiplantae; Streptophyta; Magnoliopsida; Malpighiales; Linaceae.